Messenger RNA from Pecten maximus, 2533 nucleotides. RefSeq names its product FMRFamide receptor-like. Lineage: Eukaryota; Metazoa; Mollusca; Bivalvia; Pectinida; Pectinidae. The transcript has a single exon. The record is from RefSeq and is a predicted model, not a curated record. Gene Ontology annotation, cellular component: plasma membrane. Gene Ontology annotation, molecular function: G protein-coupled receptor activity. Gene Ontology annotation, biological process: G protein-coupled receptor signaling pathway. Bases 11 to 1003 code for a protein of 330 amino acids.
GUACGCAGACAUGCAGCCCGCCAAAUGGGGUUGGUGGAUCAAAGAAUGCGCAACUCCCAUCGUCGUUCUAGUCGGAAUUAUUGGAAACUGUUUAAGCUUUGCCGUAAUGAAAUCUCGAAAUCUUCGUAAAAAGUCGUAUAGCCAUUUUCUCUGUGCCCUAGCUGUGUUUGAUAGCCUGACUCUGAUUGGUCGACAGGUGACCUUGGUGGAUGAAUUGUAUAACUAUCUUGGCAUUGGACACAGAAGUGUGUUCUACCAUUUUAACGACGCUGCCUGCAAAACCUACAAUUUUAUGGAACACAUGUGUUAUUUGAUGUCAUCUUGGUUAAUCGUAUGUAUGGCAGCAGAGCGAGUAGUCGCAGUCUGUCGGCCAUUUAAGAAAAGCGUUCUGCGGACCCAGACCGGCGCCGUAGCUAUUAUCUUCUCACUGUUUGUGAUAUUAUCUUAUACCCAGGUAUUUCGGUUCAUAAUGAUAGGUAGUUACAUGAAUACCUGUCAAGCAAUGCAGUCUUUUAUCCAGCUGUAUGUGAAUUUACAUAUUUAUCUAUAUCAAUUUACUUUGAUUUUCAUUCUUCCAUUUCUUCUUGUUUUAAUCUUCAAUACCAUGGUUCUUUACCAGAUUUAUCGAGUGAGAAGAGAAGCUAGUAGCGAUUCGAGAUCUCGCGUGGUCGCGAGAACACACAAGACUACGUUUAUGCUGCUUGCAAUAUCAAUAAUAUACAUCAUUACUAUGCUCCCUCUUGUCAUCAUUUCAAUCUGCACUCACAUAGCGCUUCACAGCGGCAAGCCAAUCCUGGAGGUACAAAUGAUAUUGAUAUCUAUACAACCUUGGAACGAUCUUCUAUCUGUUGUUUCGUUUGUAAAUUAUGGAAUCAAUUUCUUCAUCUACGUUGUUUCCGGUCAGUCCUUCCGGUUCGAGCUUCGCCGGAUGAUUUUUUCAAAAGAAAGGCACAUUUCGACGAGUGGGACCCGGACAAGGGAAGAAGUCAUGAAACUGCAAUGACGUCAUGUGAUAAUGUCCUGGCCUGCCGCUACGUUAAUACAGAUUACUUCAGAAACAAAGGCGGGAACCGGAGCAGUCAUAUCCUCUGUAUGACCGACCAUUUAAAGGAUGAAAACACCGAACGCAACCAUUAUGUUUUAUUACGUGCGUUCUUUGUUUUUAAGAACCUGUCAAUUUUGGAUUAUUGACAUCAGUAACAUUCAAAUCUUAUCGGUUUAUUAUGAUAAAUUCGAUAAUCAUCAUUACGUGUGAAGACAGACGGAAUCAUUUCAUCGUGAACAAAAGACGUCCUGAUGAACCAGCUGUCAGUAUAAUAUGACCAUGUGGAGUGUCACGAUACCGUGUCUAGAUGUGACAUUUCAGUGUGAUGACACUAUAAAAAAAAUCCGUCAGUGGCCGCGUAAUUCACUGACACCGUCCGUAAAUGACCUUACUGUGUUAAUAGGACGUUAAACACUACAAAACAACUAAGCCAAAACUAUAUAUGAAAUUGAAAUUGAUGGAAGAUGUGAAGGGUUUGAGGAUGAAUAAUUACGGGAAUCAAAUGUUAAUUUAUAUCCCAAAUGAUUUUUAAGUGAAGUAUUUGUUAUCACCUUGAAAUUAUACAAAUCAUCAAACAGCUAGGAAAUUAAGUUUAAACUGUUUUAUCCUGGCCACUUGUGAUUGUGUUGUUUUCCCUAUAGACAAAGAGAAAUGUUUAAAACAGUUUUAAUAAUGUGAUAAAUUAGCAUCACGUAUUCACAUCCGUUUAUGUAAUGUUAACAUAAAACAAAUGUCUAUUAACUUAAAUAGUCUUAUCAAUUUUUAAAAGAAAGGAUUCUUAAAGUAAGAUUGGUGCUUUAUUCUCAAAGCACAUAUCACAUACUCCAUUUAUUGCAUAUAGCUAUAUAUAACUUAUUUCGUUUCAUAAGAGAGGACUACAGAAUUGAAAAGGAAAGUACCUAAAGUUUGAUUUGUGCUAAAUUCUCAAAGCAAGUAUUGCAUAAUCCAAAUAUAUCAUAUAGCUAUAUAUAGCUUAAUAUUUCUAGAGGAAAGGACUACAGAAUUAUGAUAAGUUUCUAAGUUAGAUCUGUGAUGUAUCAUCAUAUCACGUAUUGCAUGCUGUAUAUAUAUUCAAUCGAGUUAUAUCCAACUUCAUUUGUUCCAUAGGAACUGGUUUUAAGGAAAGAUUAUCAUAUCACAUAUUGCUUGCUGUAGAUACUCAACAGAGCUAUAGAUAACUAUCAUUCGAAAGGGAAGGAAAGUAGAAUGAACGGAACGAUUCCCAUAUCACUUGCUCUUUAUACCAAACAGAGCUAAAUAUAACUUUUUGUUCCAUAGGAAAAAAUAAUAGAAUUUAAGGAAAUACAACAUGUUCCACUUAUCAAAUACAGAGUCAAUGUAAAUACUUAAGACUGGUUGUAAUAAUGAGGACGUCUUAACAAUCUGAAAACACACAAUUAUUGUAUAUAAACAUGUGUACAUAUAUGUAUUUGAUGUUCAAAGUGUAUAUUUUAACAAGUCUGAUAUAUAUAUGUUUUAUAAAUGUAA